CGAUGCCAUCCCAGCAGUAAGGUGCUCCCAAUGCAAUGUUGCUUGUUGGGGACGGGAGUGGUGGCAUGUCAACGGAACCGUUGUGUGAUGGUGCUCUUAGGCAGAAGCUCAGUCUGCAUGCUGCAUCAUCUGAGUACGUCCUCAAUCGCAUCAUCCGGGACAUAGGGGCUGGUGUCCACCCGAUGGAGCAUGUGAAUGGUGGGCGUGUUGGGGGUCAUGUUGUUGCCUCGCAAAUAACCCCCUCGCACACACCUCCCUGGUGUGGAUCGUCCGACGGUGCAGCUGCGGGCACUCCGCCCCCAUUCACUAGGGAGUCCGCGUCGAAUCACACACCUCCCCGGUGUGGAUCUUCCGGAGGUGUACCUGCGGACACCCCGUCCCCACUCAUCAGGGAUGGCUGUUCUCACACACCGCCUACCAGAGAACAAGGCCCGAGAACGUCUACGGGAGGGCCAUCUGAGGGCCACCCUCGACAGCCGUGUCCGGGGGAGAAGAAUACGGAUCGGUGGGGGGAGACCGGAAUUGAGUGGUUGUGCCGGUACAGAAAUGAGGUGAAGGUGUUGAUGGGGGAAGAGGCGGAAGUGUACGGGCGCGCGAGGCUGAAAGCUGGUUUUUGGAAGUAUGUGGAAGAGCGCACGUGUGCGAAGGGUUACAACCGUGUAGACGACCAGUGCAAGAACAAGUUCAACCAGAUCCUUGAUUACUAUAGAACAUUAAAGGCGCACGAGAGCUGGUCCGGUUUGCCGAGCUACUGGGACAUGAAUCAGACAAGGCGGAAGAAGUACAACGUCGACUUUGUGCUUCGUCGAAGUUGGUAUGACGUCAUAGACCCGGCGGAGAAGGACAAGGACUCUAUUAACCUCUCUAAUUUGAUGGAUUCAUGGGCGGACGAGGAGCGUCUUGAAGAUGGAGAGGGGGUGAAUGACGCUGAUGGGGAGAUGGAUGGUGGGGGUGAACAUCCGGCCGCCGGGUCUGCCGGUUCGGCCGGUGGCUCACAGUCGACAGGUUUUGAGCCGACGCUCGGGAAACGAAAAAGAACUGCCAGCAAUGCACGUGAAUCGGGUGUACAGGCUGUGACAGUUGCUAUGCGUGCUCACACGACAGCACUGACACAAUCAGACCUCACUAUCGCGAAGAUGCGUUGUGAAGCGACACGUGACAUCACUAAGCAGCAAGCUGAAGUUCAUCGCGAGCUUGUGCAGCAAGACAUUGCGUCGCGUGAAAGGAUAGCUAACAUGAUGGGGGACAAGGUGGAGAAGGGCUAUUUCGUGUUUGUUGACGCCAUUCGCAGCUUACGUUUUCGUACAAACAGUCCAUGUAGUGAUCCGGAUAUCAACGAAUCCCGGUAGUCCAUUUUGUGUUGCAGCUCGUAUGGGUAGUCAAUGUAUUUAUUGAUUUUGAUAUUAUUGCUUUGUGUUC
Chara braunii is the source of this 1419-nucleotide messenger RNA. The record is from the annotation of a GenBank genome assembly. NCBI's taxonomy places the organism in Eukaryota, Viridiplantae, Streptophyta, Charophyceae, Charales, Characeae.